This is a messenger RNA of Ochlerotatus camptorhynchus, 1342 nucleotides long. Its product is annotated as CLIP domain-containing serine protease B15-like. Bases 161 to 1261 code for a protein of 366 amino acids. The transcript is spliced from 5 exons. Gene Ontology annotation, biological process: proteolysis. Gene Ontology annotation, molecular function: serine-type endopeptidase activity. The record is from RefSeq and is a predicted model, not a curated record. Lineage: Eukaryota; Metazoa; Arthropoda; Insecta; Diptera; Culicidae.
GAUUGAUCUUCCUGCGGGGAUUUCCAGCGUAAUCGGUCUUUUUGUUGCUCAUACGGUUUCUUCUGCAUCAUCGGAGAAACUUUCAUUCUGUAUCAUCGGAGAAACUUCAUCAGUCGAGAGGAGUCCAUUCGCCACAGUUUGAUGAAGUAAAACAUCAAAAAUGAAGUUGAUAGUAAUAGCAGUAAUUUGUGUAAUUUGUGCCUCUCUGGUGUCAGGUUUGAAUAUCAAUGAUGACUGUAUCACUCCGUGUAAUAAACCCGGUAAAUGUGUAUCGGUGAGAAAUUGUGAUUUUUCUCUCCAAAUUGUGCGUAAGGAAGAUGCAACAUAUGAGGAUUCUCUAUACUUGGAAAACAGUAAGUGUGGAACUCAUCCGGGACCACCACCUGUUCCACUGACAUGCUGUCCAGCACUGCUCAAUCCGAAAGAAUGUGGUGUCAUUGAUUUAACCAACCGAAUUUUUGGAGGAGAACCCACGAAACUUGAGGAACAUCCAUGGGCUGCUCUACUCAUUUACGACAUUUACGAAAACAACACUCUAGUGCCGAAAUGCGGAGGAUCGCUACUAAAUUCACGUUAUGUGCUGACUGCUGCACACUGCAUUGAGGAUAUUCCAAAGCGAUGGAAAUUACGAUACGUACGAUUCAGUGAGUGGGAUGCUAUUAGUAAGGAAAACUGUACAAUUGUAAAUGAAAAUGAGGAAAUCUGCCGACAGGAGUAUGAAGUUGAAGAAAUUAUUGUUCAUCCAGAAUAUAACAAAACGGUUAGAAACAAAGUUCAUGACAUUACUCUGUUGAAACUAGCAAGAGAUGUCCAGUUCAGCAAGUAUGUCCGACCAAUCUGUCUUCCUUUUGACGAAACUAUCCGGAAUCUGCCUAUCGAUGACGAAGAUUUUACUGUUACCGGAUGGGGUCAAACAGAAACAGCUGUGCGAAGUGGCACUCAACUACACGUUGAUAUCAUAGGUAAAUCUCUCGAAGUAUGCAACGAAAAAUUUUCAAUUGCAAACAUUACACUGGCUGAUACGCAAAUUUGCGUGGGCGGAGAGAAGGGUAAAGAUUCAUGCAAAGGUGAUUCCGGUGGACCAUUGAUGAGACUUGUUAAUAGUGUUUGGUAUCAAACGGGAGUCGUCAGCUUUGGAAACAGAUUCUGCGGCUCGGAAGGAUUCCCUGGAAUUUAUACAAACGUUGCUAAAUAUUUAAAGUGGAUAGAACAAGAUGUUAACAAAAGCCACUGCACGGAUGUCGAAUCCGAAGAAGAUUAAAAAAAUACAUCGUAAUGCUGCUUUUUUUUUAAUGAAAAGAACGUAGAGCAGCAAUAAAACAUUAGAGCUGAAGGAAAACUU